AUGGAUACUGACGUUUGCCCCCAUAAUCCCCCACCCAAAAAAAAUUUUGCGGAAGCCGAUAAAAUAAUUCACUUAGAUUAUCCCCAAUUAAGGCGAGCCACCAACUAUGUUAACGAUAUUAUUGAGGAAGAGAUUGCCAGCGGAAUUCCACCUGAAAAAAUUUUCGUGGCUGGUUAUUCCCAAGGCGGCUUAUUAACUUUGGCUAUCGCCUUAACUUCUCAGCAUAAAUUAGGCGGAUUUAUUUCGCUGUGCGACGAAUGGGUUCCUUUUUGGACUGGCAAAAAAUCUUUUGACCUUUUAAAAGAAAAAGGCUAUAAUGUGGAGUUUAAAACCCGACCAGGACGCGGUCAUGGCUGA
Molecule: messenger RNA, 357 nt
Organism: Ambispora leptoticha
Lineage: Eukaryota; Fungi; Glomeromycota; Glomeromycetes; Archaeosporales; Ambisporaceae
Source: the annotation of a GenBank genome assembly